AUGCCCUCGAAAAUUCAACUUGAUGAAAAUCUGGUGUUUUUGUAUAUUUGUCUUCAGAAGUCAGAUAUGAAGACUAUUGAUUUCGCAGCCGUAGGCCAAACGACUAAUCUCAAAUCUCCCGCCGCACGUAUGCGUUACACGAGACUCAAACGCCAGAUUGAAAAGGGGGUUAUUGGAGCGAAUGCGAAUAUUAAUCUUGGGGGUGGGAGUGAUGAGAGAGGAGGGAAUGGAGAGGAGAAAGAAAGGAGAAAGGCGAAAAGAGAGAAGAAGAUGAGAGAGAAGAAAGAAAAAGAGGAGAGAAAGGAGAGAGAGGGUGUGGAAAAGAAGGAGAAAGUGGAAGCUAAAGAGUGGAAUGGGGUGGAAGGCAGAAUGGGGAUGGGGAUCGAAAUGAAAUUGCAUGGUGGAGUGGAGAAAAAAGAAGGAAAGAGAAAGAGGGAAAUUGAAGAUAACACUGAAUCGGACGCAGACGCGAUCUCGGAACCAGAUUUCCAGCUCCAUGGAUGGAACGAUUCUACACUCAACAAUGCAACAUCUCCAUUCCCUCCAAAUCCUCCCCCCUCCACCCAACUUUCCACGCACCCCCAAACCGAGCAUCUUUCUCACCCAUACAUCCACAAUUAUCCCGCGGCUUCAGCUCCCCAAACUAACAUCUCGCAAAGCGAUCUUUUAGAAUCACAACCCAUCUCUCAAACUCUCCUCGACCAACUCCCUCUCCAAACAUCCUCUGCUCACCCCCUCGACCCCCAAAUAAAACUCGAACCCUACUCCCCCUUCUCCUCAUUCUCCUCCUAUUCCACCGAGCGUAGCCUCUCGAAUUUCCACGAGCACACCACCACCGCCGACGAAGAAGACGCCGAUUCCGAAGACGAGAUGCCGCUAGCCAAACGUCGAGGCAUGGGAAAACGACACACUCCUCCAUCUCAAUCUCAAUCUCCAAAUGGAGAUGGAAAUACAAAUCCAAGUAGAGAAAUAACAUCACAUAGACAUGCGUCGAAAACCGCAGGGGGAUACAGAGAUGCACAUUCUCAUUCUCAUUCAUGUUCUGAGAUGCGGGAUCCAUGUCGUAGUGGACGUGCAGAAGAAUACACAUAUACACGUCCUCCUCUGCGCGAUUCCCUACACGAAUCUGGUACUUCUUCUCAAUACGCAUACGCAUACGCAUACCCAAAUCCCUACACCGCACCCUACAAAUCCAUCUACGCCCCUCCAGCUUCCCCCCACGGAAAAUCCAAGUCCUCAAACACCACCCCCUCUCCCUCAUCUCCCUCUCCUCCAUCAAAAUUCACACCUCCCCAUCUACCUCCCCAUCCCCAACCCUACAACUGGGCCGAUACAUACCAAUCCUACCGGCAUCUGUGGGGCACCGAACGCAUCGCACGAGUCUCGCCUCCACUGCCGUCUCCGUCUGUAUCGAGUUGUUCAUCUUUACCUUUAUACCAUACUCAUAAUCAUGAUUACAACCAUAACAAUAUCGCUAACACGACUUUCGACUCUGAUUUUCCUCCACCUCACCCUAUCCAGUCACCUCGUCCCAAUACUCACUUAUCAUUGUCGCAGUGGUGA
Molecule: messenger RNA, 1563 nt
Organism: Botrytis fragariae
Lineage: Eukaryota; Fungi; Ascomycota; Leotiomycetes; Helotiales; Sclerotiniaceae
Exons: 2
Coding region: 1-1563 (520 amino acids)
Source: RefSeq, a predicted model, not a curated record